This is a messenger RNA of Glossina fuscipes, 1811 nucleotides long. RefSeq names its product putative phosphatidate phosphatase. Gene Ontology annotation, biological process: phospholipid dephosphorylation; phospholipid metabolic process; signal transduction. Lineage: Eukaryota; Metazoa; Arthropoda; Insecta; Diptera; Glossinidae. Gene Ontology annotation, molecular function: phosphatidate phosphatase activity. The transcript has 6 exons. The record is from RefSeq and is a predicted model, not a curated record. Bases 89 to 1381 code for a protein of 430 amino acids.
UUUUAUUAAACGAUUCUCUCUGUAUUAAAAGAAGAAACAAAUUUUUACUCAACGCGUUCUAUUUUGUAUUUUGUGUAACGGCCAACAAAUGAGUAGUAACAGCAGUGCAAGUGAAACUGAAACAACACCGCUACGUCGGCCGGAUUAUCAGCAAAACGUCGAUGUUGUUCAUAUAAAACCGAUAAAUAGUUUUAUAGCAACUACGGCAACAUCACUAACUAACACAAAUAAUCAAAAUGAUUUAAUUAAUUUAGCCACAACAACAGUCGUUAUUACCAAUAAUCAUAAUAAUCAUAAUAAUAAUAAUAAUAGUAAUAAUAAUAGUGUUGAAGUGCGUUUAAAUAAUAAUAAUAAUAAUAAUAAUAAUAGCAAUCAUCAUCACCAUCAUCAACAGCAGCAGCAACAAUAUUUGCAUAAUAAUAGCAUAAUUAGUAAAAACAGUGCAAAUAGAAGAAGCAACGACAACAACACCGGAAACUUUAGUGAACAGUUUCUAACAAUGGAAACCAAUAAACGUAUUUUAUAUCGCGUUGGAUUAGAUGCUAUUAUACUAAUGUGUGUCGGUUUGCCAAUAUUGCUAUUCUUUAUAUGGGGCGAUCCGUAUAAACGCGGUUUCUUUUGUGACGAUGAGUCUCUGAUGCAUCCCUUUAAAGAUUCAACCAUAAAAAGUUGGAUGCUUUAUGUAAUCGGUUUGUUGAUACCAAUUGGUGUGAUGUUAUUAGUUGAAAUAUUACAAUCUCGACACAAUGAAAGGAUAUCGAAUGGAAAUUCUACCUCAAGACGUUACGUGUUCAUGGAUUAUGAAAUUCCCGAUUGGAUGUUAGAGGCUUAUAAAAAAAUCGGUAUCUUUGGUUUCGGUGUACUUGUAACGCAGCUAACAACGGAUAUUGCAAAAUAUUCUAUAGGACGAUUACGGCCGCAUUUCUUCGCGGUUUGUCAACCGAUAAUGCCUGAUGGAACUACGUGUGCCAGCUUUUUAAAUCAACAUAAAUAUAUUAUGGAUUUUCAUUGUAAGGGUUUAGGUUCUACGGAGCGUAUGCUGAAAGAGGCUCGUUUGUCGUUUCCUAGCGGUCAUUCAAGUUUCAGUUUCUUUACCAUGGUUUAUCUGGCGAUGUAUUUACAAUCGCGCAUGACUUGGCAAGGUUCGAAAUUGUUACGACAUUUCUUGCAAUUUUGUUUUAUUAUGGUUGCCUGGUAUACUGCAUUAAGUCGUGUAUCGGACUAUAAACAUCAUUGGUCGGAUGUGUUAGCUGGCACUGUUAUAGGAUCGCUGCUAGCGAUAGUGGUGGCGAACUAUGUAUCAGAUUUAUUUUCGAAUAAGAAAAAUUGUAAAACAUAUGUGCUGCCGCAGACAGCACAGGAUGUAACACAAACAACGUAAAUGGUAACACCCGGCAACUAAUAAUGAUGAUGAUGAUGAUGAUGAUGAAUAGUGUGGACAAACUUGAGACUUGAGACAUUCGAGCAAAGAGUACACAGAAAAGUAUUUGAAUUUUGAUUAUAAGUUAAAAUAAAUUUUUAUAAAAAUAAUAAAAAAAAAAAAGAGGAAAAUAAAAAUUAGGAAAAUAACUAGCAAAAGAAAUGAAUAAUUACACUCGCCUGCCCCCCAAAAGGACUUUUUUUUUUAAAUUUAAGCAAUGACAAGCAAAGCUUUCAAUAUAUAAUCAUAAAAAAAAAGAAAAAUAUUAAUUUUAAAAUUUAUUGUAAUUUAUUUACAUUAAAAACAAAAUAAGAAAAGGAAAACCGUUCAACUUCAAGACUAGUACUAAAAUAUAUUUAUAGAUUCGUACUCUUUGUACAACACCAACCAA